Molecule: messenger RNA, 3019 nt
Organism: Rhopalosiphum padi (bird cherry-oat aphid)
Lineage: Eukaryota; Metazoa; Arthropoda; Insecta; Hemiptera; Aphididae
Exons: 13
Coding region: 358-2979 (873 amino acids)
Source: RefSeq, a predicted model, not a curated record
UAUCCGAAAACCAAAAUUUGGCUGCCGCGGUUAAUCUGGUCUUGAUAGAUGGCUGUAAGGUAAACGAAGCGUCCAGAAAAGCAAACGUGCCAAGGUCGACGUUAAGAAAGGCGUUAAAAGACCAUGAAAAGAUCAAAGGAAUACUGCCACCGGCAGCGCCAUUAGCAUCUGGCCCUACUGUGGGGGACGUCUUAGCGCCAUUAGCGUCUAGCCCGACUGUGGGGGACGUCUUAGCGAUCGUUGAAGACGACGAACGGCCUGUGGAGGACGUCACAGUCGACGCGGAGGACGUCGAGGUCGAUGUGGUGGAGGACGUCGCACCGAAGACCGUCAUGAAAGACGUCAUUGUUUUUAAAAAUGGCCGUGCCAGGACCGUUCAACGAGAAGUGGUGGUACACACACGUUCGGCAUACAGCGUGCCCCCCAAUCGGAAUUGUGUACCCAAUUCGGACACCAGCCAGCUCCUCUGUCGACACUCCGUCUCCGCCUAGCAAAGUUUCGCCACUUCGUGCGACCAGCGAUCCGCCCGUCAACACUCACAUUGUAUUUGCCGAAUCGUCGUCGGACGACGAACCGGAGCUGCGAUUCUCGCCGGUGGACGACGAUGUCCUGCAGGUCAAGUCGCCACUGGCAGUGGACGACAUUUUCACUCCGUCACCCCAUCCGACGAAACCCGAAGACGUUUACCAGUUUAACGGGAGCGACGAUGAACUCGAGCCAGCACCACUCAGGAGUAGGACCGAUGCACCGGCGGCACCAGCUGCGGAAAGGUCGGUCUCACCGAUAUCCACGGGCCCGAUCGCGUCGGGAAACUCGCAAGAGCAAGACGAGGAAGACGACGACGAGCGUUUACUGCGGCCCAAGCGGCUCACCGUCGUCGAAAAACUCGCCAGUUCGACCGACACCCAGCUCGUGAAAUACUGCCCGAUGUGUGAGUUUAUGACUUGCGGUCACAAACUCGGCCGGCACAUCGAAAACAAACAUUGGGACCAGAUGACAAAGCCGCGGAAAGAGAACAUCAAAAAGAUUUGCGACUACAUUGCGAACGAAUCGCGAAAGUCAUAUUCUGUUGUGCCCACGAGGGCCGUGAAAAAGAAAGUAGGUCCCUACUGGGACGACCGGUGCUACAGGGAAAUCGUCCACGGUCUCACACUCAUGGGAAGAAUGAAAUGUUACGGCGAGUCCUGGAACCUCCCGGGUGUCAAAGACAUGCCGAAUCCUUUCGCCGGUCUCUUCAGGCCGGCGGGAGAUGACGCCAUCUCUGGACCCGCGCCGCUCCCAGAACUCCCCACGACAAGCGCGCCCCCGGUGCGCUAUGUACAGGGUCCGUCGCGGCCAGUGGGUAAGCCGACACCGACACCAAAAUCGACAACGACACCGACAUCGACAUCGCCGCGGCGUCCGACCGGCGCACAGCCCGGCAAACAGUCGAACUUGCGCAAGGCGGCAUCCAGCAAGGGGCUGAACCAUCAGCUGCCCGUCGACCACCCGUUGAUAGCCAUGCUCGAGCGUUCGCUGGCCUACAGCCACGGGGUGGACUCAGCGGCGGCUAAAAAUUAUGUAGCCAACGUUUCAAGAACAUUGGCGUACGUGCAGAGGCGUUUGGUGGAGAACAAAACUCCUUCCGAACACUGGUCGGCGUUGGUCACCGUCGACGUCGAUAUCUACAUUGAAUACUUUAGACUACGCGAGGAGAUCGGGCAAACGAAGGCGACAACGAUCAAUUAUUUGAAAAAUUUGCGAAUGCUUUUCCACAACAUUAUGAAUUCGUACGUUCAAGAGGACCCCGCCUUCCCUAAGGAUUUUGAUUUGUCGCCCUGCGUUAAGACGGUCACGGCCAUUAAGUUGUUGGACCACAAGCUGGGACUCGUCUACAAAAGGACUACGAAGCAACAGCCAGGAGAGUUGUUUACGAGGAAGACGAGAGAGGCCGAAACCCUGCCCGAGUUCGAAGCUGUCGUCGAGUCAUUGCGCAAAAUCAAGGGCACGAUCCACGGAAAUUUGAGGUUGCUGGAAGACAGGUUCGGGAACUCGGGCACGGUGAACGUCCGGAGCGAGAAAAAUAGUCCGCCGGCGGAGAUGGAGCUCUCAAAACUGUGGCGACAGGUCACGUGUGCGCUGGUGAUCGAUGUGCUGUGGACCUCCAAACAGCGGAGCGGGGUCGCCGUCGGGAUGACCAUCGGCGAGUGGGAGUCCCGUCGGGUAAUGGACACCAGGUCCAUUAUCACGGUAGCCGAACAUAAGACGGGAGACAAGGAGCCCGCCACGCUCGUCCUCGAAGAGGGCAUGGGUGAACUGAUGAAGAGAUAUUAUCGAUUAAGGCUAAGGCUCGGAUACGGAAGGCCCAACUUUUUCGUCACGAACCGGGGUGAAAAAGUCGUAAAGAUUUACGACGACGUCAAUAAAACAUUUGGCGCCCGUCUUUCGGCGACUCUGUUCCGGCGCAUGGUCGAGACAGAGGGCCGGGACCACGACGCUGCGACGUCUUCGGGGGUGGCGAAGGCGUUGCAGCACUCCGAGGACACCGCCAGCCGCUAUUACCGUGUGCCGGACGCGGCGGAGGCGAUUCGACGCCAGGGCAACUUGGACCGGGUGGAGCACACGGCUUUAAUAAAGAGCUACGUCGAUAAACACUUCGAGGACUUUUUCCCACUUAUUGCACACUCUCCGUUCCCGAAAACGGAGACGGCGAUCGACAAGAUAAAGGAAAGCGACAUAAUGAUCGAUUAUCCGUCGGCGGCCAUCGAUAUGGACUACAUAAUCAAACUACAAGACCGCUAUGACGCCACCCUUCUGGCCGAAAGGGUGGACGUUCUAGCAGAGUUGGUGAAGCUCGCCGGUUUCGACCGCGCGAACGUCUCGGACUACGCCAUAAUAGACGUCGCCAAGAAGAAGAAGGUUCACUUCUUCUUGAAUAACCUCAGAUACCGCAGGAAAAUAUUGAACAAAGUCUUGGCAAAAAUUAAGAAGGGCGAAUGACCAUAGGUUAGGUAAAACAAUAUUGUUGUAUUAGUACACA